Metschnikowia bicuspidata var. bicuspidata NRRL YB-4993 is the source of this 723-nucleotide messenger RNA. RefSeq lists its product as uncharacterized. Gene Ontology annotation, cellular component: mRNA cleavage and polyadenylation specificity factor complex. Lineage: Eukaryota; Fungi; Ascomycota; Pichiomycetes; Serinales; Metschnikowiaceae. The transcript has a single exon. The record is from RefSeq and is a predicted model, not a curated record. Gene Ontology annotation, molecular function: mRNA binding. Bases 1 to 723 code for a protein of 240 amino acids.
AUGCUGGCAGAUUCUCAAGACCCCAUCAUUUAUUUGAGUAGCAUCCCUUAUGACUAUACGGAAGAACAAGUGGCAGACAUCGCCAAGUCUGUUGGCCCUAUAACGGACUUAAAGCUCAUGUUUGAUUCGACAACUGGACGUUCUAAAGGAUCCGCAUUUGUUCGAUUUUCUGAUCGAGAAGCUGCAUUGUCUGCCGUCAGAAAUUUGAACAAUAUGAACGUGGGAAAUCGGUACUUGAGAUGUACAUUUGCCAGCGAUAGCGAUGCUUUUGAUUCCAUGCCUGAGUUUUCUAACUACAACAAACUACCUCCAUUGCCUCUUGGUGUACAACUUUACCAAAAUCAGACUCCACAACAGGCAAUAUCUGCCAUUUUGUCAUCACUAGAUCUGCAGAGUGCUUCGGAGAUGUUGAAAGAAGCUCGUUCUAUGAGCCUUGAAAACCCUCAGCUCAUGAAAAAGCUCUUGACCCAAUGCCCUCAGCUUUCCCAUGCUCUUGUUGAAACGAGCUUAAUGAUGAAUGUGACCACAAAGGAUCUCGUUGAGUUAUGUCUUAAUAGAGGCCAGGCAAAGGUCGAAAACUUAACAGAGGACCACGUACUGUUGUUACGACAGGUAAACGACUUAUCAGAGGAAGAGUUAAGUUUUCUUGAUGAGAAUAAGCGGAAGGUGGUUGAAAGUGUUAAAAAUGAAAUAAGUAAAGGUUCAUAUGGGAUCUUGGAUUAA